CGGGAGCGACACCCCGGGGCUGCGCUGUGACACCCCCGCCCCGGGGCGGCCACCAGCGGCACCAGUGGUGGCCAUGGAAGCACCGGCGGUGGCCAGAGAAGCACCAGCAGUGGCACCGGCAGCACCGGUAGUAGCCAGAGAACCACCAGUGGUGGCCAGAGAAGCACCGGCGGUGGCCAGAGAACCACCAGUGGUGGCCCUGGAAGCACUGGCAGCACCGGCGGUGGCCAGAGAGGUGCCAGCGGUGGCACCGGCGGUGGCCAGAGAACCACCAGCAGCACCAGCGGUGGCCAGAGAAGCACCAGUGGUGGCACCGGCAGCACCGGUGGUGGUCAGAGAGGCACCGGCAGCACCGGCGGUGGCCAGAGAAGCACUGGCAGUGGCCAGAGAAACACCAGCGGCAGCACCGGCAGCACCGGUGGUGGCCAGAGGAGCACCAGCAGUGGCCAGAGAGGCACCGGCAGCACCAGCGGUGGCCAGAGAAGCACCGCUGGUGGCCCUGGAAGCACCGGCAGCACCAGCGGUGGCCAGAGAAGCACCGGCAGUGGCCAGGGAAGCACCGGCAGCACCAGCGGUGGCCAGAGAAGCACCGGCAGUGGCCAGAGAGGCACCAGCAGCACCGGCGGUGGCCAGAGAAGCACCGCUGGUGGCCCUGGAAGCACCGGCGCUGGUCCCGGUGGCCCCGGCAGCAGCGGCCCCCGAAGCCGCGGUGGCGGGGGUGCCAUGGGCGUUGCCGGGGGCUCUCCCCGAGGUGCCGCCGUCCCCCUGUGCCCUCGGUCCCUGCUUCAACGGCGGCGCCUGCGCCCCGGCUCCCGGUGCCGGCUACAGCUGCCGCUGCCCCCCUGGCUUCCGCGGCUCCAACUGCGAGCGCCGUGCCGACCGCUGCGCCGACCACCUUUGCCUGCACGGUGGCCAGUGCCGGGACCUCGGCCGCGGCGCCUUCUGCAAAUGCCGGCCGGGUUUCUGGGGCCGGCGGUGCGAGGUGAACGCCGACGACUGCGCCCCCAACCCCUGCGCCAACGGGGGCACCUGCCAGGACGGCGCCAACUCCUUCAGCUGCUCCUGCACCCUGGGCUACGCCGGCCCCCGCUGCCGCCGCCGCGCCGAUGCCUGCGCCUCCGCGCCCUGCCUGCACGGGGCCACCUGCUUCACCCACUUCUCCGGCCACGUCUGCGCCUGCCCCCCCGGGUUUAUGGGGGUGCGUUGCGAGGAGGAGGUGGGGGGUCCGUCACCGGACCCCCGCGGCCGCCGCACGCCGGCCCCCCUGGCGCUGGUCUGUGCCCUCCCCGUGGUGGCUCUGCUGGCACCGGGGUUGGGGCUGGCCAUGGCGGCCCGGAGGAGGAGGAAGGGGGAGAGCAGCAGCCGCCCGGCGCAGACGGCGGCCCCCCCGGCCACCAGCCCCCCCGGUAGGGACCAGCGGCCACCGCGGGCCUCGGCCACCCGGGUGUGACACUGCAGCGAUGGACCCGCGAUGGACCCCCCCGGGACCCCCCCCCCCCACCUUUGGGGACUGCCCCGAGGGGCUGUGGGGGGGCCAUAAAGCUCUUUGAGAUGUU
Molecule: messenger RNA, 1556 nt
Organism: Chroicocephalus ridibundus (black-headed gull)
Lineage: Eukaryota; Metazoa; Chordata; Aves; Charadriiformes; Laridae
Product: delta-like protein 3
Exons: 4
Coding region: 74-1450 (458 amino acids)
Biological process (GO): heterophilic cell-cell adhesion; establishment or maintenance of epithelial cell apical/basal polarity
Cellular component (GO): protein-containing complex; plasma membrane
Molecular function (GO): calcium ion binding
Source: RefSeq, a predicted model, not a curated record